UUACCUUCAGCUUCAGCUCCAGCUCCAGCUCCAGCUCCAGGCCCUACUGCACCUCCCCCCCCCGUGAACAAUACUCAACCCGGCCCGCUGCUGAACAGAUCCAACCUCGCAUUCCGCUGCCAUAUCUGUGGAGCCCGGUUCGAGAAAGAACUCGACGCACUCUACACGUUUGUCCAGCACCCACCCUGGAAGGACAGAACCCGAUUUGCCCUCUGCAGCCCGGAGACCCUCAACGAGAUAUACUUCAAAACCCCUUGGACCUGGGGUACAUUUGUUCGCUGCGGUACCCUCUUCUUCCUUAAAACCAGGCUACCUAAAGCAAGGCUACAACUAACCCAGCACAGCCCGUGAUCGAGGCACCACCUCCCCCAGCACAACCGAAUGCAAAGGCCGGUUCCAGCUCCUAGGCGUCUCCCAGCGCGGACCCUGGGACGAACCCCCCUACAUCGCCGUGCCGCGCGAUCCCAACAUCAUAAUGGUGGGCCGGCCCCUGCCCAGCAGCCGCGACGAAGACAUGUACCGCGUCAACCUCGCCACACACCCGGACCUCGACAGCAUCCAGCCCUGGCUGGGCGCCCGCACCUACCACUUCCACGAACGAUGCUGGCAGCUCGCCCUGCGCGUGCUCGGGCCCCGCAUCAAGGAGGAACCCGACCUCGGCUUGUUCCUGCUCUCGCUCCGACGCGGCGGUCGUCUCCAUCGCAUCAUCGCCGCCCGGUUCGAGGAGGCCGCGCCCCUCAUGCUCGAGUACCGCGAAUGGUUCCGCGCCGUGCGGAAACGCCAGGGCCGGUCUCUGCGCCAGCUACGCAAAUCCCCGCAGGACUACAGGAGCUAUGUUUGUUCCAUGGUGCAGCUGGUGCAUGGGCGGGCUCGGCUUCCUGACCUGCCCGCCGCUGUUGUGUACGGGGAAGACGACCCGUGGAAUAACAUCGACGUGCGCGACCUCAUCGACGAAGCGGUCCGCCGGCGGCAGCAGCAGCAGCGCGAGUCUGCUUCCAGGAGAGAAGGCGGCGGAAGAUGCAGACAGAGAAGAAGUACAAGUCCAAGUCCAACCAUGCUCGUCCGCAUGCCGAUGGACCUGCAGAUGCUGGUCGUCGACCACCUGCACGAGCCGCGAGACAUCCUCGCCCUCGGUCUCGCGUUUCGAUGGCGGCUUCCCGAGACCUACUGGCGCGCGCGGUUCCCCAAACACCUGGUCUUCGAGUACGCCGCGUUGCAUGCCGUCGAGCUGGACUGGGAGUAUCUUUGCCUGGGGGCGGAGAAGCUGAUCGCGACCCAGAAGCUGUGGCGGCGGGAAUGGGUCCUGGGUUGCUUGGAGGAGGUCCGGCUUGCUUUUGAGGAGCUUUGGGGGCAGCGGGGGCAGCACCGUGAUGGGGAUGGGGAUUAUAUUAUGUGACUGGGGAGUUGUUAGAUCUGUCGAAUUAUCGCUUGCCGGUAAGAGAUGAUGACAGUCAGCGUGGUACUUACUUCGCCUGGUCAGAGCUAGAUUUGGUCUCGAUCAG
Aspergillus ochraceoroseus IBT 24754 is the source of this 1502-nucleotide messenger RNA. RefSeq lists its product as uncharacterized. The coding region runs from base 476 to 1396 and encodes 306 amino acids. Lineage: Eukaryota; Fungi; Ascomycota; Eurotiomycetes; Eurotiales; Aspergillaceae. The record is from RefSeq and is a predicted model, not a curated record. The transcript has a single exon.